Messenger RNA from Solanum verrucosum, 1183 nucleotides. Its product is annotated as transcription factor PCL1-like. Gene Ontology annotation, cellular component: nucleus. The record is from RefSeq and is a predicted model, not a curated record. Gene Ontology annotation, molecular function: DNA-binding transcription factor activity; DNA binding. The transcript has a single exon. The coding region runs from base 57 to 1001 and encodes 314 amino acids. NCBI's taxonomy places the organism in Eukaryota, Viridiplantae, Streptophyta, Magnoliopsida, Solanales, Solanaceae. Gene Ontology annotation, biological process: regulation of DNA-templated transcription.
CCGGAAUAUCUUCUGGUGACCGGAAUAAAAUUUAGUAGUUACAAAAUAUUGUUACCAUGGGUGAAGAAGUGAACCUAACCGACUAUGAAUACAGCGGUGGUAACGAUGACAGACUUCUCUGGGAGGUUGGACUUCCCGACGUCGAUGAUCUCACGCCGUUGACUCUGCAGUUGAUUCCCUCGGAACUCGCUGCUGCGUUCAGAAUAUUGCCGGAAUUGUCAAAGACGAUGACCGAUGUAAAUCGUGCUUCGCAGAAUACGUUUUCUUCUCUCCAGAGAUGGCACUCACAGGAUAUGGCUUCGAUGAAUAACUCAUAUUUCAAGCCGUUUAGCUAUGAGAGGACUAGAGAAGAGACUGUUACUGAAAGAGAUGAAACGGAUCUGAUAAGAGAGGGAUCCGACCCGAGGAAGCUCCGACGGGUUGAAUCCGGAGGCACUGAGGAGGCUGAUUCAUCUCUGUGUAACGAGAAUUUUGCGGAUGAUUCGUCUGCUAAGACUCCGAAGCGGCCCAGACUUGUUUGGACGCCGCAGUUACACAAGCGUUUUAUUGAAGUGGUGGCGCACUUAGGUAUCAAAGGGGCUGUGCCGAAAACAAUUAUGCAGCUUAUGAAUGUGGAAGGAUUGACGAGAGAGAACGUAGCAAGUCAUUUACAGAAAUACAGAUUGUAUACGAAGAGAAUGCAGCCGAACGAGGGUCCUUCUUCGUCUGAUCAUUUGUUUACUUCCACACCGGCGGCAGAGAGUAUGCGUGAGUCCAGUGAGGGUGGUCACCUGCGCAAUACUAAUGGCCACAUGGCAACGCCAACUCUGAUGCCGUACCAACCACAAAUGGUGCCGAUGCCAAUGAUGGGAAUGCCAAAUGGAGGACAUGUAGGCAUGCCUGUUGGUUACGGGGGUGGACCGCCACUUGGGUUUCAUCAUCACUAUAAUAUGGUGCAGCAGCGGGACUGGUCUGGAAAUAAUUUUGGUUACUAUCAUCCUGUUGCUUCUAAUGAUAAGUAGCUCCAGAAGCUGGGGUAAGGUCCUUUAAUUAUCCGAGCUGCCAAGUCCUAAAAUGUUUAUUUGAGUAUUUUGGAGGAAAAAGUUAUCAUUUUUUUUGGAUAGAUUUCCGAACUCAAUUAUUUACAAUUGCUUGUAGAGGGAUGAAUACUGAUUUAAGUUAUCAGAAGUCUGACUUGGUGGUU